This is a messenger RNA of Babesia ovata, 537 nucleotides long. RefSeq names its product cytochrome c oxidase subunit I. Lineage: Eukaryota; Apicomplexa; Aconoidasida; Piroplasmida; Babesiidae. Bases 1 to 537 code for a protein of 178 amino acids. The record is from RefSeq and is a predicted model, not a curated record. The transcript has 4 exons.
AUGGAGCUCUAUGACUACGGAGGACGGCUGGAGCACGACACAUUCUACAAGAUACGUCCUGUGCUUUCAUGCACGGCGGUAUUCGCAAUUUUGGCGGCGGCGUUGCACGGCGUCAGCGCGAACCGCGUCAACUGCACUGUCGACCUCGUCUGCGCUACGCUGCUCAUAGUGCUAAUUGUACAGCCGACUUGGCUUGGACUUGUGGGCAUGAUGACAUUCAGCCUCACGCUAUUGUGCUCGGACAUACUCUUGCUGGCAACCGGUAUAGCAUACGAAAAGCUUGUCUGGUCGCCUGAAUUGCUCAAAAACACCGGCAUCGCAGCAUACGCCGUCGACAUCAUCUACACGGCGGCCGUUUUCAUCAGUCUUAACUUCGGUAUGAACGCAGAGUCGACCUUUAAUUGUUACGCAGUAUGGGAGAGACCGUCCAAAUCUGACGACUUGGACGAUCAAGACAGCGCCAUCUACAAUGAACAGGACGACGUGUGGGCACCAUUCUCAGGUAAUGCAUCCGCUGUUAACUCUCAUAGAGCGUAG